Molecule: messenger RNA, 660 nt
Organism: Candidula unifasciata
Lineage: Eukaryota; Metazoa; Mollusca; Gastropoda; Stylommatophora; Geomitridae
Source: the annotation of a GenBank genome assembly
AUGGCAGACAGUCAGGGAAUCAGUGCAUUCCCCAUGCCACCGAUGAAUUAUGUCAAUAAUUAUACUGAUGAAAACAUAAAGAGAGGGAAAGCACCGUUGCCACCGCCACCAAUUCAGGAUUCAUACUCUAUGUUUGGGGCCCAGUUCACUUCAGACGAUACAAUCAUUAGACCUCUGGAAGCCUCCGGAUGCCGCAGACUGUACCCACACAACUAUGAUCAUAAACGUGAAUUGAAGAAGCUCAAUCAUUCUAUUUUGGUGAAUUUUCUGGAUCUCCUGGAUGUUUUAAUUCGGGCACCGGAGUCCCCGAAAAGGACGGAGAAGCUAGAGGACCUCAACCUGCUGUUUAUUAACAUACACCAUCUCAUCAAUGAGUUCAGGCCACACCAAGCACGAGAAACGCUCAGAGUAAUGCUAGAACUGCAGCGGACGAAGAGAACAGAAAUCGCACAGAAAUUUCAAGAACAUUAUGACAAGGUGCUGGACCUGAUUCAUUCAGCUAUUAAUGCUAUUCCGGAGGACGUGACCAUCGAUUCCACACUUCUGACAGAAAGCGAGACUCUGGGACAAGCAGAGGACAUUAAAUCUGAGGCUAUGGACAUGGAGGCUUGUGAUAGUCUAGACACAAUGAUGUGUAAAAUUGUGGAUGAAAUGACGUGA